This is a messenger RNA of Lasiodiplodia theobromae, 861 nucleotides long. RefSeq names its product Antigenic thaumatin domain-containing protein. NCBI's taxonomy places the organism in Eukaryota, Fungi, Ascomycota, Dothideomycetes, Botryosphaeriales, Botryosphaeriaceae. The transcript has a single exon. Bases 1 to 861 code for a protein of 286 amino acids. The record is from RefSeq and is a predicted model, not a curated record.
AUGCAGAAGUCCGUCUCUGUCUCUGCGGCCCUGCUCGCCGCCCUCCCUUCGGUCAUGGCCGUUGGCAAGGCCAUCGUCAUCAACAACUGCGACAGCGCCGUCAAUGUCUGGACUGCCGAUACCGAGCGUGGCCAGCUCGGCCCCGAUUCCCUCAAGGCUGGUGGCCAGUGGUCUGAGGAGUACCACAUGGUCGGCGACGGCAGCGCCAGCAAUGGUGGUGUUUCGAUCAAGCUCAGCACCACCGACUCGUGCGAGGGUGCCAUCACCCAGUACGAGUACACUUACAGCUCCUCGGGUGAGCCUGACCUCUGGUACGACAUCUCCAACGUCAACUGCAAGGGCGAGGCCUGCCCCUUCUACGUCGGCGGCUUCUACCUCGAGGCCGAUACCCCGGUCGACUGCGGUCCCCUGACGGCCCUUUGCGACGCCGUCUACAACCUGUGGAACGAUGACAAGGCCACCCACGGCACCGAGUCCUCCAAGGACACCACCCUCUACCUCUGCGGCAAGGAUGGCUCGUCCUCGUCCGUCGAGAUUUCGACCGAAGAGUCUUCCUCGACCGCCUUCACUUCGUACUCGUCCACCAGCUUCGAGGUCACGCCCACCCCGACCUACGCCGCUUCGUCGACCCAGAUUCCCACGACUCUCGUCACGUCGACCCCCGUUGCGCAGGUUCAGGCUGAGAGCUUUGUCGGCGACGUCAAGGCCGCGGCUGUUGAGGAGGAGGAGAACAUCAUCACCGAGGUCGUCACCGAGUACGCCACUGCCGUCGUCACCCAGUGGGCCAAGCGCUCGCCCGAGCCUCACGCGCACCACAGGCGCGAGCACCGUCACCACGGCCACCCCCACUACCGCAAGUAA